Neopelma chrysocephalum (saffron-crested tyrant-manakin) is the source of this 301-nucleotide messenger RNA. Its product is annotated as maestro heat-like repeat-containing protein family member 1. The transcript is spliced from 3 exons. The annotation marks the transcript as partial. The record is from RefSeq and is a predicted model, not a curated record. NCBI's taxonomy places the organism in Eukaryota, Metazoa, Chordata, Aves, Passeriformes, Pipridae. Gene Ontology annotation, cellular component: cytoplasm.
GGCGAUUCUGGGCUGGGUUAGGGUCACCCUGCUCGCCAGGGCCAUGUGUCGCCACGCGGGGCCGCGGCUGCCCCUGGUCGUCAAGAGCCUCAUCCCGGCCCUGGGCAGCGCCUUCGACAGCCAGAGGGUCACCAGCACCGCCUUCCUCGCCGAGCUCCUCAACAGCAACGUGGUGAACGACCUGAUCCUGCUGGAGCCUGUGAUGGACGCGCUGACGGGGAGACAGAAGGAUUCCUGCCUCCUGGUCCGGAUGCUGGCGCUGAGGGGGCUCGGGAAUAUCGCCUCUGGAUCCCGGGAAAAG